ACCAAAACUAUCUCCUUCCCUUCUCCCCUGUUACUCGUCGGCGCCUUUUCUCAUCAGCUCUUUGAAUUUUGAUCUUGAUGUAGGUAUAGUAUAAAUUCACUUACAUACUAUAAAGAUCAAAACCCAAAGCUCUGUUUUUUUUUUCUCUCAAUCUCUUGAUGGCAGAUGUUAUUCGAUUAUCAUCAUCAUUGUUAAUUCAUUCGCUUCGUUUCUCUUCUCCCUCACUGCUCACCUCCUUUGCCUCCACGUCGAAUUCUCCUCAACCGUGUCUUUCAACCAAUCAGAAUCUAGAUAAGAUAAUGUAUCCUCUUUCCAAUUCUUCUUCUUCUAGUGGUCUUGGUCGCCUUGCUUUUUCUCCCAGAGGGCAAUCGCUCUCAUUCAAGGUACAUGCAACUGUUGACAAAACUGAACAACCAAAAUGGUGGGAAAGGAAUGCAGGACCAAAUAUGAUUGAUAUUCAUUCUACACAAGAAUUUUUGAAUGCCUUAAGUCAAGCAGGAGAUAGAUUAGUUAUUGUAGAAUUUUAUGGAACUUGGUGUGCUUCCUGCAGAGCAUUAUUUCCAAAGCUCUGCAAGACCGCUGAAGAACAUCCAGAAAUUAUAUUCCUCAAAGUAAAUUUUGAUGAGAACAAACCUAUGUGUAAAAGUUUGAAUGUUAAGGUGCUUCCUUAUUUCCACUUCUAUCGAGGAGCAGAUGGACAACUGGAGUCGUUUUCAUGUUCACUUGCUAAGUUUCAAAAAAUAAAAGAUGCCAUUGAACUGCACAACACAGCUCGUUGCAGCAUCGGUCCACCCAAGGGAGUUGGAGAUCUUAAUCUUGAAUCUGUCUCUGCUCCAAUUGACAAACCAACUGGAUCAACUUAAACAUGGGCAGGUUGUUGGUAACUUUACGUGGGUACAGGUGUUUGCACAUCCGUCGAACAUUUAUUUAUCUCAAAUGUAACAAUUUACAUGUACAUGUAAUAUGUCAAAUGUAGACAAGGCAUUUCGUGUUGGGAAAUUAACAUUGAGA
This is a messenger RNA of Theobroma umbraticum, 1011 nucleotides long. Its product is annotated as thioredoxin-like 2, chloroplastic. Lineage: Eukaryota; Viridiplantae; Streptophyta; Magnoliopsida; Malvales; Malvaceae. Gene Ontology annotation, biological process: cell redox homeostasis. Gene Ontology annotation, cellular component: chloroplast. The record is from RefSeq and is a predicted model, not a curated record.